Messenger RNA from Seminavis robusta, 306 nucleotides. NCBI's taxonomy places the organism in Eukaryota, Bacillariophyta, Bacillariophyceae, Naviculales, Naviculaceae. The record is from the annotation of a GenBank genome assembly.
AUGUCCGAAGCAGCACCACCCGCCCAAGAAGAAAUGCAAGACCGCCGCAUGGUGGCCAUUGCCGUCAAGCCGUGUGCCGGCGUCGAUCCACAAACGCUCUACACCAAAAUGAAGGAGACCAUUACAUCCCAACCCGACUACAAGUUGAAAUGGGACGAUGCCUGCAAGGUCGAAAAUGGAAAAAUUUAUACGUCCUUUACGAUUGCCCUCGAAGCCGAUUUUGAUGAAGAAGUCAUGGAAGUGCUCGAAUGUAUGGAAGGGGAAGUCGAAACCCAGGAAGUUACCUUUAUGAAUGCAUUUGAGUAA